UUGUGAUGUGUUAUCUCAGAUUUUUUUCAGUGGUUCAUUUAACUAAAAAAAAAAACAUUCCCUAUGAAACUAGUUGCUAGAUUACUAGUGUCACCACAAGAGAGUUUUUCAGGGACAAGACCUGGUGCCACAUAAUUGUCUCAUGAGCUGAAGAAAUCUGCUGAAUUAGUUUUCACUUUAUUCUUGAAUGAGAAACAUGGCCAGAGGAGAUACAAUAAAUGAUGCACGGACAUUAUUAAAAUACCUGUUGGGAUUCUCCAUACUUAUCCUGCUUAUCUACUUUAACUGCAAAGAUGGGCCACUGCAGCUUAUAACACGUGCAGGUAACAAUGAGUGUCUCAACUCAUCAUUGGUGUGUGGGCCAAAUGCUGACUGUUACAAUUUCAGUGGAAAUUACACAUGCUCUUGUUGGAUUGGAUAUAAUGCUGUAAAGAUGAAUGAAACAGUUAGUGGCAGUAACCCAUGUAUUGGUAACAACGAGUGUCUCAACUCAUUGUUGGUGUGUGGGCCAAACGCAGACUGUUACAAUUACAGUGGAAACUACGCAUGCUCUUGUUGGAGUGGAUAUAAUGUUGCAAAGAUGAAUGAAACAAUUAGUAGCAGUAACCCAUGUACUGAUGUGGAUGAAUGUUUGGUGAGUUCAUCUUUAUGUGGUCCAAACUCAACCUGCAGAAAUAUAAUGGGAGGUUACAAUUGCUCAUGUUUGGCUGGAUUCACUGCAUCAAACUCAAAUCUCACUAUCAGCAUCAAUAACACAUGUAAAGAUGUGGAUGAAUGUGUUGAGAUACCAGAUGUCUGUGGUCCAAACUCAAUCUGCAACAACACUAUUGGGAAUUACAAUUGCUCGUGUAUGAGUGGAUAUAAUGUAACAGACCCAAAUCUCCCUAUUAACAGCAGUAACCAAUGCAGAGGUAACAACGAGUGUCUCAACUCAUCAUUGGUGUGUGGGCCAAACGCUGACUGUUACAAUUUCAGUGGAAAUUACACAUGCUUUUGUUGGAGUGGAUAUAAUGUUGCAAAGAUGAAUGAAACAAUUAGUAGCAGUAACCCAUGUAGGCCUACUGAUGUGGAUGAAUGUCUGGUCAGUUCAUCUUUAUGUGGUCCAAAUUCAACCUGCAGAAACAUAAUGGGAGGUUACAGUUGCUCAUGUUUGGAUGGAUUCACUGCAACAAACUCAAAUCUCACUAUCAGCAUCAAUAACACAUGUAGAGAUGUGGAUGAAUGUGUUGAGAUACCAGAUGUCUGUGGUCCAAACUCAAUCUGCAACAACACUAUUGGGAAUUACAAUUGCUCGUGUAUGAGUGGAUAUAAUGUAACAGACCCAAAUCUCCCUAUUAACAGCAUUAACCAAUGCAGAGGUGACAACGAGUGUCUCAACUCAUUGUUGGUGUGUGGGCCAAACGCUGACUGUUACAAUUUCAGUGGAAACUACACAUGCACUUGUUGGAUUGGAUAUAAUGUUGCAAAGAUGAAUGAAACAAUUAGUAGCAGUAACCCAUGUACUGAUGUGGAUGAAUGUCUGGUCAGUCAAUCUGUUUGUGGUCCAAACUCAACCUGCAGAAAUAUAAUGGGAGGUUACAAUUGCUCAUGUUUGGAUGGAUUCACUGCAUCAAACUCAAAUCUCACUAUCAGAAUCAAUAACACAUGUAGAGAUGUGGAUGAAUGUGUUGAGAUACCAAACGUCUGUGGUCCAAACUCAAUCUGCAACAACACCAUUGGGAAUUACAAUUGCUCGUGUAUGAGUGGAUAUAAUGUAACAGACCCAAAUCUCCCUAUCAACAGCAGUAACCAAUGCAGAGGUGACAACGAGUGUCUCAACUCAUCAUUGGUGUGUGGGCCAAACGCUGACUGUUACAAUUUCAGUGGAAACUACACAUGCUCUUGUUGGAGUGGAUAUAAUGUUGCAAAGAUGAAUGAAACAAUUAGUAGCAGUAACCCAUGUAGGCCUACUGAUGUGGAUGAAUGUCUGGUCAGUUCAUCUUUAUGUGGUCCAAACUCAACCUGCAGAAACAUAAUGGGAGGUUACAAUUGCUCAUGUUUGGAUGGAUUCACUGCAACAAACUCAAAUCUCACUAUCAGCAUCAAUAACACAUGUAGAGAUGUGGAUGAAUGUGUUGAGAUACCAGAUGUCUGUGGUCCAAAAUCAAUCUGCAACAACACUAUUGGGAAUUAUAAUUGCUCGUGCAUGAGUGGAUAUCAUGUAACAGACCCAAAUCUCCCUAUUAACAGCAGUAACCAGUGCAGAGAUAUAAAUGAAUGUCAGGUCAAUCUAUCUAUAUGUGGUCCAAAUUCCACCUGCACAAAUGGUAUUGCAGAUUACAUUUACAUUUUCUUGGUUGGAUUAAGCAAUGCAGCAAUGCCAGAACUCAUCUUUACAAUUAAUAGGACAUGCACAGAUGUCUUUGAAUGUCAGGUUGAUUUAUCCAUACAAGUAUGUGGUCUGGAUUCCACCUGCACAAAUAAUAUUGCAGGUUAUAUUUACAAAUUCUUUGCUGGAUUUACUGCAACAAUGUCAAACCUCACCAUCGGAAUUAAUAAGACAUGCAAAGAUGUGAAUGAAUGUCAGUUAAAUCUAUCCAUAUGUGGUCUGGACUCCACCUGCACAAAUAAUACUGCAGAUUACAUUUACAAUUUCUUGGUUGGAUUUACUACUAUAAUGUCAGAACUCACUAUCGGAAUUAAUAAGACAUGCAAAGAUGUGGAUAAAUGUCAGGUCAGUUUAUCUAUACAGCAAUGUGGUUCGUAUUCCAAAUGCAAAAAUAAUAUUGCAGGUUACAUUUGGUAUGUCUUGGCUGGAUAUAUUGAAUCAGAACUCACCAUCAGAAUUGAUAUGACAUGCAAAGAUGUGGAUGAAUGUCUGGUCAGUUUAUACACAUAUACUGCACCAAAGUUCGAUCUCACCAUCGCAGUUAAUAACACAUGCAAAGUGUCAACAGUAUUACCAACAAUAAGUACAACACCAACAAGAAGUACAACACCAACAAUAACUACAACACCAACCACAACUACUCCAACAACAACUAUUACUACAGCUAUAUCAAAAGUUAUUACUAUGUCAAUGAGAAUAGAUGAAAAUUUUGAUACCAGUCUGACAAGCCCUACUGAUGAGAAGUACAAAUUUUAUGCAAAUAAUAUCAAGUCAGCAAUUGAAAGUAGUUACUCAACCAUGCCAAACUAUAUUAAAGGUUCAGCAAAAGUCACUGGCUUCAGGGCUGGUAGCAUUAUAUCAGACUUCACAAUUAGUUCAACAACUAGCACCCUUGAUUUUGGAACAGCAAACGCACAGGUUUCCAACAUUCUCAAGAAUGCAGGAAUCACAUUAGCUCAGAAUGCUUUUGCUCAAACUGAACAAACAACCUUGUCAACCAUCACUGGUAAAUUAUAUCCUCUGCAAAAGGUGGAGCUGAACUGUGCACCUCCAGAGUCUGUUCAGGGAGAAAUAAAAUGGACAGUGAAUGAGAAAGAUCCUGCAGAUAGCACAAAAUAUUCCAUUGUAAAUAGGACACUCAUUGUGAAUUCUGCCAGUCAAAGUGACAGUGGUAGAUACUCAUGUAUCAUACAAAGGAAUUCAAUACCUUACAUUCUGUGGCAAAACAUUGCUAUUGAACAACUCCCUACUAUCAAUGUGGGUGAGAAUGUACGCUUUUUCCCAUGUGAUGAUUUGACUGUGCAUCUGAGCUGCUGUAUUGAUGCAGCCUACAAUAUUGAGUGGGUCCUGAAUGGUGCAGUGCAAAAUUCAGUGAUAGAGUCAGGCUGUAUCACAUUAAACCAUGGAAUACAGAAGGUAAAUUGUAAGAAUGAAACCUUUACCUGCCGUCUCAAGGAUCUGCCACAACUACUUGACUACAGUUAUAGCAGCAAGAGUGUCACAGUUAAGACAAGCACAGAAAAAUUUGAUUGCAAAAAUGAAUCGCUUGGAUUUGGACAGCAAGGUGCAACUGUGACAGGACCCUGUGGAAAAGGCAAAGAAGGCAGCAUAACUUAUGAAUGUCAAUUGUCGGGUAAUUGGACACAGAUUCAUGAGAACUGUGUGCCUCAAGUUAUCAAAGAACUUGAAAGAAAAUCUAAGUUCUUGGUUGUGGAAGAUAUUCCAGUGUUUUUAGCUAACCUCAGUGAUGCUACAGUGCAGAAUAUUAACGAGAUAACACAGUCUACAGAGACUGUCAAAACAAUCGUUGACAUGCUCUCCAAAAUUGCUGAUAUUUCACAAAACAUUACAAUCAAUAAGCCUGUGAUGAAGAAUUUUCUAAAGACAGUGGAUAACAUUAUAUCAGAUAAAGUCAAAAAUACAUGGCAAAAUUUGACUCUUGUCAACACGACAGAAAACACCAACAUUAAACUCCUGCAAGCUGUUGAGACUAUAAGUGGUCGUCUCUCAAAUGAAGUUUUUACAAUUAAUGAAACAUCCAUUCAGUUGAAUAGAACUCAGAUUAACAAUUCAUUCAGUGGCUCAUCUCAACUACCAAACUCAACAACUCUUAUUGAGAUACCAGAUGUUCCUCAACCGACAGCCAUAACCAUUAUAGUCUUCUCAACCCUUGACAAUGUCCUUCCUACUCGUAAUAUUAAUAAUGAGACUGGCAAAUCUGGUGUCCAGAUCAAUGGAGAUGUGGUUGUGAUUAAGGUUAACGAAACAAUUAACAACAUCUCUUUUACUUUUGACAUUACGAACAAGUCUUUGGGAAUUCCUCAGUGUGUCUUUUGGAACUUUUAUGUCAACGGAUGGGAUUCCACAGGAUGUGAAGUAAGACCCUUGAAUGAAUCGGGCAAAGUUAAAUGUGAAUGCAACCACACAACCUCUUUUUCAAUCCUGAUGUCACCGUUUGCCAUUAAAAUUGAUGCCUUAGCCUAUAUAACUUACAUUGGUGUAGCUAUUUCAAUGGCCAGCUUGAUAUUGUGUCUCAUUAUUGAGAUUAUUGUAUGGAACUCAGUGACAAGAAAUGACACCAGCUACAUGCGGCAUGUCUCCAUAGUCAACAUCGCUGUGUCUCUGCUGAUUGCAGACAUCUGUUUUAUCAUUGGAGCUGCAGUUGCAGAACAAGAGCAGCCUACCUCAGUGGGUCGCUGCAGUCCAGCAGUUUUCUUCAUGCAAUUUUUUUAUCUGGCUCUUUUCUUUUGGAUGUUAAUUUCAGCACUUUUGCUCUUUUACCGCACUGUCAUGGUCUUGUCUCAAAUGUCAAGGCGGAAAAUGAUGGCCAUUGCCUUCAUAGUCGGUUAUGGUGCACCUUUGCUCAUAGCAGUCAUUACUGUUGCAUCGACAGCUGGACCUCAAAAAUAUAUUACAAAGACAAAUGCAUGCUGGCUGAACUGGAAUGAGUCUAAGGCCCUGCUGGCAUUUGUGAUUCCAGCUUUGACUAUUGUGGCCGUCAACCUUCUGGUUUUGAUUGUGGUUCUGUUUAAGAUGUUGAUUAGAGGAGUUGUUGCCACAACACAACCAGAUGAGAAACAUGCCCUAGUGGUCAUUGCCAGAUGUGUAGCCAUUCUGACUCCUAUCUUUGGUCUUACUUGGGGAUUUGGCAUUGGAACCAUGGUGUCAUCUGCCUUAGGCAUUCAUGUGGUGUUUGCAAUCCUAAAUUCAUUGCAGGGAUUCUUUAUUUUGGUGUUUGGAACUCUUUUAGACAGCAAGAUUCGUGAGUCUCUAGCAGGAAAGCUGUCACUAAAGAACAUUAGCUCUAACCGUUCCAGGAGCACUACUGCAGGACCAUCAUCAAGUGGAAUGGGUUUCUUUGAUAGGAUACGGAGGAGAAAAGGGUACAACGUACCUGAUGCCAGCGCUUCCUCAGCAGCUACAUCAUCAAACAACUACAGUGCCUCAAAUACUUUUACGAAUACUUAAUCAACAACUUAAUUAACUACAGACAAAAUCAUUUUAUAAGUGUCCUUCAGUGCAAAUAUAUGUAAACUGCACUUUUUGUCUCUGAUUUCUGAAAAAUGUUUCUAUGAUCUAUAUAAUUCCAAAAGAAAUAGGGUUAUAAUCUGCAGAUUUUAUUUAACAUUGCUACAUUUUUUUAAUAAUGCUAGAAUAGUACAUUAAUUUAUAACAGAACAAAGAUAUCAGUAGGGUCUGAAGCAAUUGUACAGCUUUGUUAAAACUAACUUUUUUAUUAGCUAGAAGAGUUUUUGCUUAAGGAUUUGUUGUCCAAUUUGUUGGUGUAUUACUUCUAUCCUGUUGUUCUAAUCUAUGCCAUCUGAAUUAUAUAUAUAUAUAUAUAUAUAUAUAUAUAUAUAAUUUUUUUUAAAUAUAACAGUUUCACCAAUAAUGGAAUGCCUCUUCAUUCUGAAUUUACUUGGUAGAUGUUUUCUUAAGCUUGACAUUGUAGACUUGCUUGUAUUUUAUUCAUUUGCAUAGCUGCAGAAUUUCUAAGGUCUGACAGUUGCUCCAAUGGUAAACUAGAUGUUAUGUUUCCAUUAUCUUAAUCCACUCAAUAUGAAUGAUAAGCUACAAUAUCUUAUUCAUUUUCAGAGAUCUUUACGAUGUAAAAAAAUAAUUGAAGGUCAUGUAGAUGUUAUCAAUAAAUUUACCUGAUACUU
Myxocyprinus asiaticus (Chinese sucker) is the source of this 6531-nucleotide messenger RNA. RefSeq names its product adhesion G protein-coupled receptor F5-like. NCBI's taxonomy places the organism in Eukaryota, Metazoa, Chordata, Actinopteri, Cypriniformes, Catostomidae. Gene Ontology annotation, molecular function: G protein-coupled receptor activity; calcium ion binding. The record is from RefSeq and is a predicted model, not a curated record. The transcript has 36 exons. Bases 188 to 5836 code for a protein of 1882 amino acids. Gene Ontology annotation, cellular component: membrane. Gene Ontology annotation, biological process: G protein-coupled receptor signaling pathway; cell surface receptor signaling pathway.